This is a messenger RNA of Coregonus sp. 'balchen', 12869 nucleotides long. The record is from the annotation of a GenBank genome assembly. NCBI's taxonomy places the organism in Eukaryota, Metazoa, Chordata, Actinopteri, Salmoniformes, Salmonidae.
GAGGUCUUAGUGGAGCGUCUAGAGCUGUGUGUAGAGGGGCUGUGGAAGGCAGAGAGAUACGAGCUGAUUACACACAUUGCCAAGCUCAUUAUCCCUGUCUACGAGAAACGCCACGAGUUCCAGGUACAAGCCAAACAAACACACACACACACAUACACACGACCAUACACACACAAACAAGACUGAAAUGGAAAUUGAAUCAUCAAGAACAAAUGUUUAUGCAGUGUCUUUGUAAACUGGAAGCAGCUGUGAGAGGAGUCUAUCUGGCUGAAGUAGUAGUAGUAGUAGUAGUAGUUUUUAAAAUACCCAAAACCAUUCUGUGAUUGAAUGCAGUUGUCCGUGGGAAAAAUAGCUACUUUGUGAAUCCCACAAUGAGGAUUCUAUUGUCAGAUUAAGAGAAUUACAUUAAAGGGCACAGACAAUAUUGACUACUUCCUGUUUGUCUCUGUGAAGUUUUCCACUACUCUGUCCCUUGUGUUUAUAGAGCAUAAAUAAGCUCAGCCAGUCAGUUUAUGGAAUAAGUCCUCAAGCUAAAAUACUGUCCAUGAGAAGUUUACCCUAAUCAUGUUCCACUCGCCAUCUUCUCAUGCUAGGACUGUCUUCUCUUUGGCUCUGGCUUUAAAAAGCCUCUGGGCUAGUCCCAAAGGGCACUCUAUUCUCUACAUAGUGCCCUACUUUUGACCAAAGCCACUAUGGGCCCUGGUCAAAAGUAGUGCACUAAAUAGGGAAUAGGGUGCCAUUUGGAAUGCCGACUCUAUGUUGUGUCUGUUGCCAGUGGCACAUUCCUUUGGCCGAUUUCUGUUCUCUCUCGCUCUGAGGAGUGACACAGAUGUUAUUGUUUUAAAAUGGUGGUACAUAGAUCACCUGCUGAUUUACUGUACAUGUCAUGCAAUGAAGUAGUUCCUGAAAAUAUCACACACACACCCACUCAUACGCACUCAUACACACACACAUGGUUGCAAAGGGAGGGUAUAUUACUGGAAACCAAUGGUUCCUCUAAGCACGAAGUUGAACUUCAGUCAACUUUCUAGAGUUUUCCCUGUUAGUUAGCACUAUCAACAUGUCCCUUUACUGUGGCAAUUGUGAUCGAAUCAACGCAAUAUUAGCCACUUUUAAUGCAACAUGCUGAAACAAAACGAACUAUGCAAGAGAUUUUGUUGUAGACAGAACGUAUCAGAGUAGGAUUCUGCUGUGCAUGACUCAGCCCAUACUCUACACAGAACAGUGUGGCAUAACCAAUCAAAGCUGCAGUAGGCCUAUAUGCAAAUAGAUCAUUGACAUAUUGCCAUACUUGUUUUGAGAUCAAAGCAAGAGCUGCAUGUAGCCACGUGCACAUGUUGUUAAUGUCCUUUGCUAGUUAGUGAGUUAAUAGCCCUGUUAUAGAUAAUUUGUAGUCAGUAAUAGGGGAGUGAUUGCUUCAUUUGUAAAUUAUAUCUGAGUGUUGGAGCGUGGCCCUGGCUAUCCGUAAAUUUAAAAAACAAGAAAAUGAUGCCGUCUGGUUUGCUUAAUAUAAGAAAUUUGAAAUAAUUUAUACUUUUACUUUUGAUACUUAAGUAUAUUUUCUCAAUUACAUUUACUUUUGAUACUUAAGUAUAUUUAAAACCAAAUACUUCAAAACUUUUACUCAAGUAGCAUUUUACUGGUUGACUUUCACUUUUACUUGAGUCAUUUUCUAUUGAGGUAUCUUUACUUUUACUCAAGUAUGACAAUAGGAUACUUUUUCCACCACUGCAAAUAUGCAUCUGUUGGUCACAGAUACCUUUUUUUUUUUAAUGGGUUGUCCGUAGUUUAUGCCUGCCCAUACCAUAACCCCACCACCACCACGGGGCGCACUGUUCACAACGUUGACAUCAGCAAACCACUCACCCACACGACGCCAUACACAUGGUCUGUGGUUGUGAGGCCGGUUGGACGUACUGCCAAAUUCUCUAAAACGACGUUGGAGAAAUGAACAUUAAAUUAUCUGGCAACAGCUCUGGUCAGCAUGCCAAAUGCACGCUCCCUCAAAACUUGAGACAUCUGUGGCAUUUUGUUGUGUGACAAAACUGCACAUUUUAGAGUGGCCUUUUAUUGUCCCCAGCACAAGGUGCACCUGUGUAAUAGUCAUGCUGUUUAGUCAGCUUCUUGAUAUGCCAUACCUGUCAGGGGGAUGGAUUAUCUUGGCAAAUGAGAAAUGCUCACUAACAGGGAUGUAAACAAAUGUGUGCACAAAUUUUGAGAGAAAUAAGGAUUUUGUGCAUAUGGAAAAUUUCAUGGAUCUUUUAUUUCAGCUUAUGAAACAUGGGACCAACACUUUAUAUGUUGCGUUUAUAUUAUUUUUCAUUAUAUACAGUACCAGUCAAAGGUUUUGUAAUGAUGUCAUGUCAUAGGAUUGUGAGGACAGGGAAAGAGUUAAGAGAUGAGUGGUUUGGGGCCAUGAAGUCUACAUUCCAUUAUGUCAAGGUAGAUUAGUGAUGUUUAGAAUAGCAUGAGUGAUGGGCAGGAUACUGACUUGGGGUAAAGAGUAAUGAACAUCAAAGACAUGGAGUGCCCAUGGAGACUUAUAAUAAUAAUAAUAUAAUAUAAUAAUAUGCCAUUUAGCAGACGCUUUUAUCCAAAGCGACUUACAGUCAUGCGUGCAUACAUUUUUGUGUAUGGGUGGUCCCGGGGAUCGAACCCACUACCUUGGCAUUACAAGCGCCGUGCUCUACCAGCUGAGCUACAGCAGAAGGGUAAUAAAGGCUAUAUAAGGUAGAGUGUCUUCUUUGUUCAAGUUAGUUCAACUGACGAAGGGCAAAGCCAUGUCCGUUUGUUAGAUGAACCCACGAGCUCGUGAUUCAAUAAAAACUUGGUAUGAAAUCUCCACAGAAUGUCUAAGUAUAUCCUUGCAUCCUUGAUUCUUUGAUACCUGAGAAACUCAUCAUAACAGGUUUGGACAUACCUACUCAUUCCAUUUUUUUUUUACCAUGCUGGUUAAGUGUGCCUUGAAUUCUAAAUAGAUCACAGACAGUGUCACUAGCAAAGCACCCCCACACCAUAACACCACCUCCUCCAUGCUUUACGGUGGGAACUACACAUGCAGAGAUCAUCCGUUCACCCACACCACGUCUCACAAAGACACAACGGUUGGAACCAAAAAUCCCAAAUUUGGACUCCAGACCAAAGGACAAAUUUCCACCGGUGUAAUGUCCAUUGCUUGUGUUUCUUGGCCCAAGCAGGUCUCUUCUUCUUAUUGGUGACCUUUAGUAGUUGAUUCUUUGCAGGAAUUCGACCAUGAAGGCCUGAUUCACACAGUCCCCUCUGAACAGUUGAUGUUGAGAUAUGUCUGUGACUUGAACUCUGUGAAGCAUUUAUUUGAGCUGCAAUUUCUGAGGCUGGUAACUCUAAUGAACUUAUCCUCUGCAGUAGAGGUAACUCUGGGUCUUCCAUUCCUGUGGCGGUCCUCAUGAGAGCCAGUUUCAUCAUAGCGCUUGAUGGGUUUUGCGACUGCACUUGAAGAAACUUUCAACGUUCUUGAAAUGUUCCGUAUUGACUGACCUUCAUGUCUUAAAGUAAUGAUGGACUGUCAUUUCUCUUUGCUUAUUUGAGCAGUUCUUGCCAUAAUAUGGACUUGGUCUUUUACCAAAUAGGGCUAUCUUCUGUAUACCCCCCUACCUUGUCACAACACAACUGAUUGGCUCAAACACAUUAAGAAGGAAAUAAAUUCCACAAAUUAACUAUUAAGAAGGCACACCUGUUAAUUGAAAUGCAUUCCAGGUGACUACCUCAUGAAGCUGGUUGAGAGAAUGCCAAGAGUGUGCAAAGCUGUCAUCAAGGCAAAGGGUGGCUAUUUGAAGAAUCUCAAAUAACACUUUUUUGGUUACUACAUGAUUCCAAAUGUGUUAUUUCAUAGUGUUGAUGUCUUUGACUGUCCCUGAUGUUUUUCCUGGAGAGAAGUGGCUUCUUUGCUGCCCUUCUUGACACCAGGCCAUCCUCCAAAAGUCUUCGCCUCACUGUGCGUGCAGAUGCACUCACACCUGCCUGCUGCCAUUCCUGAGCAAGCUCUGCACUCGUGGUGCCCCGAUCCCGCAGCUGAAUCAACUUUAGGAGACGGUCCUGGCGCUUGCUGGACUUUCUUUGGCGCCCUGACGCCUUCUUCACAACGAUUGAACCUCUCUCCUUGAAGUUCUUGAUGAUCCAAUAAAUGGUUGAUUUAGGUGCAAUCUUACUAGCAGCAAUAUCCUUGCCUGUGAAGCCCUUUUUGUGCAAAGCAAUGAUGACGGCACAUGUUUCUUUGCAGGUAACCAUGGUUAACAGAGGAAGAACAAUAAUUUCAAGCACCACCCUCCUUUUAAAGCUUCCAGUCUGUUAUUCUAUCUCAAUCAGCAUGACAGAGUGAUCUCCAGCCUUGUCCUCGUCAACACUCCCACCUGUGUUAACAAGAGAAUCACUGACAUGAUGGCAGCUGGUCCUUUUGUGGCAGGGCUGAAAUGCAGUGGAAAUCUUUUUGGGGGAUUAAGUUCAUUUUCAUGGUGAAGAGGGACUUUGCAAUUAAUUGCAAUUCAUCUGAUCACUCUUCAUGACAUUCUGGAGUACAUGCAAAUUGCCAUCAUCAAAACUGAAGCCGCAGACUUUGUGAAAAUUAGUAUUUGUGUCAUUCUCAAAACUUUUGACCACGACUGUAUAUGAAAUAAUUAAAUAAUUAAAUCAUAAUAAAUAGAAUGACAAAGCUGUAAAAUAUUAUCCUAAAUAUAAACCAUCAACUUUGUGAAUACCAUUGGUGUUUAAUAUCCGGGUUUAAUAUCAGGGAAAUAUAUUUCGUUUUUUCUUAAAUCCUUAUUUAUUUAUUUAUUUAUUUACUAUGUCAAUAUGUAUUUUUUGUCAAUGUUUCAGUGCCAAACAGGUGGCAGUUGUGAAGAAAAGUCAAUAGUUGGAAGAGUUGCAGAGUUAAUUUAAAAUAAUGCCAUUGUUGAACUUUUCAACCCUACACACACACACACACACACACACACACACACACACACACACACACACACACACUAAUACCCAGUUUUGUGUAUGUUUCCUUCAGAAACUGAGCCGUCUGUAUGAUACGCUGCACAGAGCCUACAAUAAGAUCCUGGAGGUGAUGCAUACAGGACGGAGACUACUGGGGACCUACUUCAGAGUGGCCUUCUACGGGCAGGUGGGUCGGCAAGUGGACAUAAGAUGAAAGACACAAGUUCACCUUGUGUUUUCCUCCCAGUGUCUUUUAAUUGGAUACAUGCCCUUUGGGACUGCAUACCUGUGAAACACACUUAUUCUGGAUCAGACAGAGAGACAAUAUCCACACUAGCAUACCACUUCUAAGGAAACAAUGGAUUGAGCAUUAAGCGGUAUGCUAUUAUGGACAUCGGAAUAUAAGUUAAUCAAUGUUUAGUAUGCUGGCUCAACCAGUGGUUCUUCUCUGUCAGGGAUGGCGUGCCAAUUACUUGGGGACCUCGUCACAGUAAAAAGAGAAGUCAUGUGUUUAUGCUGUAUAUUUUUUAGAUGUUAUCUUCCUGUCUCUCUUCUGUUUGUUUGGGUAGAAAAUAAACUCAUUCUAUCAAUUACUGAAGAAAUAACAACAAUAGUGCUGGUCUGUCAUGUUCUUGCUAGCAUCAUUGAGGUACCAGUGGUUAGAUCUUGUCAUCUUCUUUUAACCAUGUCUGAUAUCAGUCCAUAUCGAGUGCCUGGGAACCCUAAAAUGUGGUCGUUCUCUUUUGGUAACUUCGCUACCUGACAGAUGGAGAUUAGAUUAAGGUGGAGUUACACCAAUCCCUUAGAGACUAGUGGCCUCUGAGGAGGAUGGUUGUGACGGGGCUAAAACAGCUAAAACAAACCUGUAAGGCUUAGAUUAAGUUUCACUUCUCUCUUCAGAUAUAUAAGGGAUGAUGGGUAUCUGAGUCUAUAUGUGAUGUUUUGUAUUUGGAGUUGUUUGGAGUUUCCUGAGGCCCAACGGGUAUCUCAGUUACUUUAAAGUAGCACAAAAAGGACAACCUUGUUUCAAAUAGAUGGAUAUUAGAAUAUCAUUAAUUCAUGUUUAAUUGUCAUGUUUUCUGAUGCAUGUUGUACAUAAAAAAAUGGCAAUAAAGAUAUUGUAAAACAUAUAUAUAUUAAGCAUUUUGAGAAAAGCACAGCUGUAAAUCCAUAUUACAAUAUAUUCCAGGAAAUAUCAGUCACAGAGCAUUAGACAUUUUAAUUUAUUGCAUAUUUGAGAGUGUAAUUGAAUUAUGACUGAAUAUGUUCCUCCCGAGUAGCCAGCAUGAACAUCCCACUGCCUCCAAUGGCUACUUUGUCUUGUUGACAGGGCUACUUCGAGGAGGAGGAUGGGAAGGAGUACGUGUACAAGGAGCCCAAACUCACCGGCCUAUCAGAGAUCUCUCAGCGCCUUCUAGGGCUCUACGGGGACAAGUUUGGAACGGAAAACGUCAAGAUCAUCCAAGACUCCAACAAGGUAGGAACUAUGGCUGCAUCCCAAAUGGCACCAUAUUCCCUAUUUAGUACACUACUUUUGACCAGAGUCCUAUGGGCCCUGGUCAAAAUUAGUCCACUAUAUAGGGAGUAGGGUGCCAUUUGGGAUAGCCUACAGAUUCCUAAAAGGGGGAAAUAGUGCAAACAAAUAGUUUGCUUCCUUUAUUGGAGUUGGAAACACCCUCCAGUCGGUUCUAUCUAACAACCCCAACCAUACUAAUCUCCUAUCUCCAACAGGUCAACCCCAAAGACCUAGACACCAAGUUUGCCUACAUCCAGGUCACCUUCGUCAAGCCUUACUUUGACGAGAAGGACUGUCCAGAGAAGAAGACGGACUUUGAGAAGUGCCACAACAUCAACCACUUUGUGUUUGAGACGCCGUACACGCUGACGGGGAAGAAACAUGGCGGCGUGGAGGAGCAGUGCAAGAGGAGGAGCGUACUCACAAGUUAGUUGCGCUUCACAACCUCUUUAAAACCAUAAAAAAACGAGUGAGCUUUACAACUUCAUUACAAUCAACAAAGUUAACCAGUUUAACAACUACUUAACUUCAUUUACAACAAUUAAAACACUUAUAAAUAGUUAGUUAGCGUUACAACCUCUUUAAAACCAUGUAAAACCAUUAUUAACACAACUACAAAAACCUUAUUUCAACAAAUUUGUUCGCUUUACAACCUUUUUACAACCUCUCUACGACCAUUUAAACACUCAAAACCUCCAUAUUUCAACCUUAAUUAGACAAACAGAAUAACACUGUUUGUGUGGUGCGCUGGAGACAAAGAAGUAUACAAGCUUUUCAAUGAAACCCAUCCACUGCACACAGCUUGUUUCACUUAUUAUUAGAUGAGCUACACUAACAUCUAAACCAUUGGAUAAUUACUGCAAGUUCAUGAACCCACUAAAUUCAUACAACUACUUUUUAAAGCACUAGGAUAGAGACAAGAAAGGAUGGUUAUGAUGGUGACAUCGGUUCCACAUUACCCUUAAAGGAAAACUUCCCUCAAAAACGAUCAUUUGGUAUUUUCUUCAUUAGUCCACAGUUUUUUUUGUCCAUUUUGCAUCAUCAUGAUGAUGUGGCCGGUGACACUUUGUUUGCUUCUUGAAAGUUCAAUAUCUUGAAAACUUGAGUGCUGACAUGCAAAACAUUUUGGGACUGUAUAACAGAGGACUAAUGAAUAAAAUACCAAAAUAUAGUUUUUCAGUGGCUUUUUCCUUUAACAGUAGUAAACAUUAUUUCUUAGAAUUGACAGAGAAGGUUUCCAGCUAACCACUUGCUAAUUCCGCUGAUUAGGUUACCAGCAUUACAAUAACUGAUAACUGAAGCGCUAUAGGACAAUUUAAAUGGCUUAUAUCCACUGCAAUUGUUUAUCAUGUGAUGAUAUAGACAUUUUGAUUGGCCAUUGUCAUUGGCCGGUUAAUGAUUAUUCCACUGUCACCACUGACAUUAAACAACAGCUUGCCCACCUGUCUCAAAUAUCUGUUAUCAUAGCUGCUCACAGACCUGGCACACAGGAUGUUACACAUAGACCAACCAAUAUGCACUAAAAGCUUUAUCACGUGUGGUUUGUUUGUUUUAGGGAUGUUUACAGAAUGUUGUUGCAAUAAAAUUGCGGCUCAACAUGACCUGUUCGUAUAUUUGACCCAGGACUGCCAGUUAGUUAGACUUUACCACUUCUCUACAUUUCAAAUGUUAGCUUCCGAAGAGUGUCAGAGUUUCUCAGAAAGGCCGUUUCAGAACAAUACUACAAUACGAUUUCAGAAAAACAAGAGAAGGUGACAGAAAAAGGACUCCAGUGUCAAGAAGCUACUUGGAACUGUGCUAUUUACUCUGCUCCCUAGCUGCCAACACAUUCCCAUACAAGGAGAAUAAAGGAAACCGUAACUGGAAACAUAACCCAGGUUUAUCAUAAUUAAUUAACGUUAUCAUGUGUUUAUAUGAGACCUGAUUAUGUGUGGUGUGUCUCCUGGGCAGCGACCAACACGCUCCCCUUUGUGAAGAAUAAAUCUGUUGGUGCUCUUGCCAACUCCAUUACUGUUGUUGUCAAGCCAAAUUCUCAUGAGGGUAGGAAUAGACUGGCCCCCAGGCUAGAGAAAUUAUAUAAAGUGUUCUAAAAUGUUUGUAAUAAUAGGUUACGUUAUAAAAUGUGUGAAUAUGCUGAAUGGUGUAUAUUUCUCCUGUCCAGCGGCCAACACGUUUCCGUACGUGAAGAAGCGUGUGGAGGUGUUGGGGGAGAAGCAGGUAGAGCUGAAACCUGUGGACGUGGCCAUCGACGAGAUGUGGGCGCGCACCGCCGAGCUGACCAAACUCUGCUCCUCCCAGGAGGUUGACAUGAUCCAGCUGCAGCUCAAACUGCAGGGCUGUGUCUCUGUACAGGUAGACCAGAUCUUACUGUAGCUACAUCACUGUGUUCCUUUUGCAUUUUAUUAGGAUCCCCAUUAGCUGCUGCCAAGGUAGCCGCUACUCUCCCUGGGGUUCAAACAGGAAACAGCUAGUGCAUUCAGGGAACACCACUGACUGACGUCAGACCUUAACACUACAGCUUAUCACCACAACAAACUGCAAGGCUGUGUCUCUCUGUACAUGUAGAUGUUAUUUCUAACCGCUAUCAGAUCAUUGCGUGUUCAUGCAGGUAUUCAUGUUUUCAUGCCAGAACUUGUAGUGUUGAUUUUAGGGUUUGGUCCUAAAAUCAGUAGGUUAAAACCUACAGGAGGGUAGCUCUUCCGGAACAGAGUUGGGGUUAAAACCUACAGGAUGGUAACUUUCCCGGAACAGGGUUGGGGUUAAAACCUACAGGAUGGUAACUCUCCCGGAACAGAGUUGGGGUUAAAACCUACAGGAGGGUAGCUCUCCCGGAACAGAGUUGGGGUUAAAACCUACAGGAUGGUAACUCUCCUGGAACAGAGUUGGGGUUAAAACCUACAGGAGGAUAGCUCUCCCAGAACAGGAUUGGUCCGUCCUGCUCAAGUCUUUCCCCUGGCAACUCACCUAGAUGAACCACUAUGGUUUAGCCAAUGAUGUUAUCAUUGUGCUGCGUGUUGAUAUAGAUUGGCAGCAUAAGGGUUACCCAACACUACCUGAGAGUGAAGCUGAAUACCUAAGAUAUUCAUUACUCUUAAAGAUUGUUACUCCUUCCCUUGUCUUGUGUGCCACAGGUUAAUGCUGGUCCUAUGGCGUACGCCAGAGCCUUUCUGGAUGACUCCAAAACCAGCAAGUCCAACAAUAAGAAAGCAAUCGAGCUCAAGGAAAUAUUCAGGUGUGUGUAGAUUACCCAACCAACAACGCACUACCAUGCCAAGAUAUCAGCUACACCGCAAAGCUCAAACUCAAGUUGUGUAGCAAAUCAUUGAAUAUGUAAUCCCCUUAAUGGGUAACUAUUAUUAAUAUUUGAUGAAGUAAGACUUUCUGAACAGCACCAUCUGUCCCCAUGUAACUCUUGGUGUGUGUCCGUGGGUUUGUGUGUCCGUAUGUGUGUGUGUGUCCUGUCUAUGCAGGAGGUUUGUGGAGGCCUGCAGCAUGGCGCUGGACAUCAACGAGCGUCUGAUCAAGGAGGACCAGUUUGAGUACCACGAGGGCCUGAAGGGCAACUUCAAAGACAUGGUGAAGGAGCUGUCGGACAUCAUCCAUGAACAGGUGACAUGGGGGGAGGGGAGGAGCUGUCAGACAUCAUCCAUGAACAAGUGACAUGGGGGGAGGGGAGGAGCUGUCAGACAUCGUCCAUGAACAGGUGACAUGGGGAGAGGGGAGGAGCUGUCAGACAUCAUCCAUGAACAGGUGACAUGAGGGGAGGGGGAGGAGCUGUCAGACAUCAUCCAUGAACAGGUGACAUGGGGGGAGGGGGAGGAGCUGUCAGACAUCAUCCAUGAACAGGUGACAUGGGGGAGGGGAGGAGCCGUCAGACAUCGUCCAUGAACAGGUGACAUGGGGAGAGGGGAGGAGCUGUCAGACAUCGUCCAUGAACAGGUGACAUGGGGAGAGGGGAGGAGCUGUCAGACAUCAUCCAUGAACAGGUGACAUGGGGGGAGGGGAAGGAGCUGUCAGACAUCAUCCAUGAACAGGUGACAUGAGGGGAGGGGGAGGAGCUGUCAGACAUCAUCCAUGAACAGGUGACAUGGGGGGAGGGGGAGGAGCUGUCAGACAUCAUCCAUGAACAGGUGACAUGGGGGGAGGGGGAGGAGCUGUCAGACAUCAUCCAUGAACAGGUGACAUGAGGGGAGGGGGAGAAGCUGUCAGACAUCAUCCAUGAACAGGUGACAUGGGGGGAGGGGGAGGAGCUGUCAGACAUCAUCCAUGAACAGGUGACAUGAGGGGAGGGGGAGGAGCUGUCAGACAUCAUCCAUGAACAGGUGACAUGGGGGGAGGGGGAGAAGCUGUCAGACAUCAUCCAUGAACAGGUGACAUGGGGGGAGAGGGAGGAGCUGUCAGACAUCAUCCAUGAACAGGUCAGCCUUACAAAAACACACAGAUGCACACAAAAUGACAAACAGAAAUGAUAUAUUUUUGUCUCUGGCUCUCAUAAUUUUCCUGACCACGCUCUCUAGAGGUCUCACAUCAGUUCCUCUCCUCCUCCUCCUAGGCUCUCAUCCUCCUCUCCUCCCUCUCGAGUAAACACCAGAAAACCCUUUGUUCAAACCAGAUUUUCUGCAAGGCCUCCACUGUAAACUGCAGUCCGUAAUUGAAACAACAACAAAACGGUUGCCCCGCCACUUGUUUUGGUAUACAGCUGAGGGAUGGGGCUAUGGAAAUGUAGGCUAAUCCCUCUCAAAUAGACAAGGACUGACAGUCCAUGGCAUUCACAUUUUUUACCAUAUUUAGAAGGUCUACAUUGUUAGAAUAACCUUAUAUUUUGGGUUAUGACAGUUGUACUAAGCUCAUGAAGCAUUUGUAAGUGAUAUUCUUCAAGGAUCAAUGGAUGUACCAAUCACAGACUUUAACUUUAAGUAUCUGUGAAUAAUGAUGUUUACAUUUAACAUGUUAGUCAUUUAACAGACACUCUUAUCCAGAGCGACUUUAGGGUUAAGUGCCUUGCUCUAGGGAACAUCGCCUGAUUUUUUAAACCUAGACUGCUCAGGGAUUCAAACCAGCGACCUUUCGGUUACAGGCCCAACACUCUUAACCGUUAGGCUACCUGCCGCAAAAAUGGUUCUCUUUGACCAAGGUCAUGUCUCAUGUCCUGAAUCUAUUUUUCUCUCAUGUACCAUCUCUUUCUCCUGACUUUAGUUUGGCAGCAAAUGAAAAGUGUUUUUCUGUCUUAACGUUUUCUUUCCUUUUCUGUCUAUAACACUAACUUUCCCCUUUCUUCUGUCUAUGCUGCCCCUUACUGCGCCUUAGAUUUAAGAAAUGCCAGGUAAUUUGAUACCCUCUGUGGAGUUAUGUUGCAUAUUCAUUUCUACUUGAAACACACACCUGUCAUCACCUCCUUAACCUCCCUUUAAUCAUUGUCAGUGAGUAAAGGUGUUUGUGGGUUGAUAUUCACUGAGGGUACAAAACAUUAGGAACACCUGCUCUUUCCACGACAUAGACUGACCAGGUGAAUCCAGGUGAAAGCUAUGAUCCCUUAUCGAUGUCACUUGUUAAAUCUACUUCAAUCAGUGUAGAUGAAGGGGAGGAGACAGGAUACAGAGGGAUUUUUAAGCCUUGAGACAAUUUACAUAUGGAUUGUGUAUGUGUGCCAUUCAGAGGGUGAGUGGGCAAGACAAAAGAUUUAAGUGCUUUUGAACUGGGUAAGGUAGUAGGUGCCAGGUGCACCGGUUUGUGUCAAGAACUGCAACGCUGCUGGGUUUUUCACGCUCAACAGUUUCCUGUGUGUAUCAAGAAUGGUCCACCACCCAAAGGACAUCCAGCCAACUUGACAGAACUGUGAGAAGCAUUGUGGUCAACAUAGGCCAGCAUCCCUGUGGAAUGCUUUCGACACCGUGUAGAGUCCAUGCCCCGACAAAUUGAGACUGUUCUGAGGGCAAAAGGGGGUGCAACUCAAUAUUAGGAAGGUGUUCUUAAUGUUUUGUACACUCAGUGUAUGUGGCAACGGUGUGUCUGUCUGGGUCUGUCUGCAUCAGACCUCCAAUCAAAUACUGUCGGCACUCCAGGUGGCUUUAGCAAACGCUCAAAAUAUUUGACCGCAGGUCUGUGUCCCAAUGCUGUUCUGGGAAGACGCCCUGGGUUCCAUUUUGACAGCAAUAAUGUGUGGAUUUGUCAUUUAUUUUCAGAAACUCCAUUAUAUGCUUGUAUGGUGUGUGAAUGCGAUCACUGAGAUGCAUGUAUUGCUAUCACGUGACUGGUUGACCAAUGAUGCUAAUGAUGUGUGUUGUUGUAUCUGACUCUAUCACUGUAGAUCUUCCAGGAGGAUAUGAUGCGUUCACUGCUCCAGAACUCCUUACACGUAUUCCGUGCCAUCAGUGGGACGUCUACAGACCUGGGCUAA